UUUAGUUCUUCUAAUGGAUAGACUCCAUCUAAAGCCCCAAUUGGAAUGGAACAACUUCAUAUUUUUUGUUUGUUCCAUGAACACAGCCCAAAUUUCUUUGCUUUUUCAAACUCAAAAUUACUCCUCCAUUUCUCUUUUCAGUAAUUGGGUCAGCGUGUUAAUGGCGGAUGAUGAAUCCAGAUCGGUUUUCGACUGGGGAAACUCCCCUCCGUUCAAUUCCUAUCAGUCCUCGUCAAUGGUCGUGAUUAGGGAUUCUCCUCCCAAGGACGAUUUCUCCGUUUUUCCACCUUCAAAACACGAGAAUCUACAGCCACCGUCGAUUGGAGAAGACGAACGAGGAAGCCCAGUUUCAUUUCAAUCCAAUUCGCCAUCCUCGUCUUUUAGGUCGUCUCAAUCAUCUUCAUCCUUCUCGUCUUUCUCAUUUUCUGAUGACGAGGCUUCACACCCACAUUCACCGAAGCCAUCGGGUUCUCAAAUUCAAAAGCCCAUGGUGACUUCCAGGUGGCUGCUUUGGGGGGUUCAGAUUCUACGACUACGGAUUACUGCAAUGGCUUCCACAAUUUGGUCCAAUGCUGCUUUUUGGUUGUUUUCCCCUGCAGGAAGGAUUGGGUUAUUGGUGACUCUUUUGUGGUUGUACAAGAGAGCUCGUAAACGCCGUUUGCGUCGAAGUACCAACCAAUUGAAGAUGAUGAUGAAGGAGAAAGACGAGAAAAUCAGUCAACUAAUGCAACAAGUUGCACAAUUGAACCGAUCACUGAUAUUAGCUCAACAGAAAGUACUGCCUUCAAAUUGGAAAAUGAAACAAGAUGGGAGUGUUUAGCUUGUAUCUCACAGAGAGAGAGAGAGAGAGACAGCAAGAACAGCUAUCCUGAACCCCCGCUCCGUCAUCGGCUCAAAUUCUUGUUCUGUUCAGAUUUAUUAUACUAUAGAUGGAUUCCAGUAGCAGCUAAUUGGUGAACCGAAACAAAAACUCCAGUCUUUGCAGUGCGUUGAAGAACAGAUCAAGAGUAGAAGACACCAUCUAAGCCUUGAAGGAGUGGAAUCUGUUUGUGCUGCACAAAAACAGAUUAUCAGUUCAGAGAUGGAAUGUAUACAGAUGAUUUUGUAUUGAUUUUUUCAGUAUUCAUUAUUCAAAGUAUUCAUAUUGUCAGCCAUUUAUCAACUUGGUUUACUGACUGGGAAGCUUAUUCUUAUGCACCGGUAUAUUUGAUUUGUAAAUAGAUUUGUUAAGUACUUUUUGAAGAAAUAUGAGAUCUUCAGAAGAUGUUGGCUGUGCUGGAA
Cucumis melo (muskmelon) is the source of this 1281-nucleotide messenger RNA. RefSeq lists its product as uncharacterized. The record is from RefSeq and is a predicted model, not a curated record. The transcript is spliced from 2 exons. Bases 14 to 820 code for a protein of 268 amino acids. NCBI's taxonomy places the organism in Eukaryota, Viridiplantae, Streptophyta, Magnoliopsida, Cucurbitales, Cucurbitaceae.